UCCUCAGUACUUCAUUACAUCUUCGAUAGUAAGCACCUAAAUUUUCGGUGGCUUCAAGUUUCUUUUGGAUUCCGGUAGUAAAAGUACUCAAAAAUCGAAAUCAUGUACAUGUACGUCAACCCAAAUUACGUCUUAGUAGGGGGCCCCUGCUGUGGUGGAUGUGGACCUUGUUGCGGUGGAUGUGGUCCGUGUUGCGGUGGCUGUGGCCCCUGCUGUGGUCCUUGCGGAGGAUGUGGACCUUGCUGCGGCGGCACCAGCAGUUUUUGCGGUUGCGGUCCUUGCUGCUGAGCCAGAUGACCGGGAAGACCAUGGGAUUACUUGAGGCUACCAUGUAAAUCUCGAAAAUUAAACUGUGGGAGACAGCAA
Messenger RNA from Drosophila suzukii, 366 nucleotides. Lineage: Eukaryota; Metazoa; Arthropoda; Insecta; Diptera; Drosophilidae. The record is from RefSeq and is a predicted model, not a curated record.